CAGCUACUCUGAGGAGGGCUCGCCUGACUCUGGUAUCAGUGACUUCCGAAACCCUCAUUUGCACUCUCAUCAACUCCCCCAUCGUCACCGCCUUUUUACUCCGCCUUGACGACGUCGUUUUAAGACCCAACUUCUUCUUCACCUCACUGGAUGCCGUCAAACUCAACGACCUGUACAACGACGCCGACGGAUUCCGUUUAUCUCCUCUGUUAGAAUGUGAGACGAACGUUAACGGCUUCGGCCCUGAACUCCGGCAAGCACCGACGAGAAUCUCGUAGGCCGUUUCCUGGAGCUCCAAUUCGGACAAAUUGGGAGCCGCUUCCGCGAAAGGGGAGCGAAGGUCUUCCACCUCGACUUGGUGUACCCGCAUGGUGUUCUGCGACUCUUCUCAAGCUGAAACUGAUUAAGAUUGCUUAUGGAAACUAAUGAAAAGAAAUUGCAAUGUUGAGUGUGAUAGAGAGUGAGUUUGUGUGAAGAUUGGGUUUUGUUAUUGUUGCUUGGCUUUUAAAUCAUGUUCAUGUUGCUGUUGUCAUGGUGAGGCACUUUCAAGUUCGAGAAUGAAGACGUGUUUGUGACAGUCUUGCUUUAUGGGAAGGAAGUUUUGCUUGCUUGUCUUGUAUUUGAAAGUCUCAAUUUGCAUUGAAGAUCACUUUCUGUUUGGAGACUUAACGUAUUCUUAUGAUAAAUUUGCGUGUUGAACAUUUGGAAACGAGUAAAUGAAAAGCAAAAUAAAGGAAAUAAAAGGUUAGAUUUAUUCCAUCAUUAUUUAUUUAUUGUAAAUUCAGGUCACUUGCAAAGAUACAGGUUUAUGGAUGGUGGAUAUUUAUAUUGAUUUCCAGAUUCGACUUCGCUUCGCUUCAGAUCAAUCUUUCAAGUAAUGGGCACACAACAAGAACUUAGAACUGAGUGAGACACGGAAUGAAGUUGAUCGAACCCGAACCUGGUGGUGCUGGGUGGGGCUGAGUUAUCCAAACCAAAAAUGAAGGCAAAGCAAAAUCUUCACCAAGCCGUAGAUCUUCUGCUUUCUCGUGGCCCUGCUUCAUUUGAUGACUAUACUCGUCUUGUGCUUCAUUGUGUUCGGGCCAAUGACUUCAUUCAAGCCAAGAGAUUGCAGUCUCACAUGGAACUUCACCUUUUUCAACCCAAAGAUUCCUUCAUCCACAACCAACUCCUCCAUUUGUAUGCCAAAUACGGCAAGCUCUCACAUGCUCAAAACCUGUUUGAUAAAAUGACAAAGAGAGAUAUUUAUUCUUGGAAUGCCUUGCUUUCUGCUUAUGCCAAGUUGGGCAUGGUUGAGGAUUUGCAUGUUAUCUUUGAUCGAAUGCCUUAUCGUGAUUCUGUUUCAUAUAACACAUUGAUUGCAUGUUUUGCAAGUUACAGACAUUCAGACAAAGCAUUGAAAGUUCUUGUGAGAAUGCAGGAAGAUGGGUAUCAGCCUACCCAGUACUCCUAUGUCAAUGCAUUGCAAGCUUGUUCUCACCUCUUAUAUAUGAGGCAGGGGAAACAGAUUCAUGGAAGGAUUGUUAUUGCUGAUUUUGGGAGAAAUGCAUUUGUAUGGAAUGCUGUGACUGAUUUGUAUGCCAAGUGUGGUGAUAUAGAUAGGGCACGGUGGUUGUUUGAUGGAAUGAUUAAUAAGAACGUUGUUUCAUGGAAUCUCAUGAUCUCUGGCUAUGUAAAAAUGGGAAACCCUGAUGAGUGCAUUCAUUUGUUUAAUGAAAUGCAGUUAUCAGGUUUGAAACCUGACCUAGUAACAGUUUCAAAUGUUCUCAAUGCUUACUUUCAAUGUGGACGAAUAGAUGAUGCAAGGAAUAUGUUUAGUAAACUGUUCAAAACGGAUGAGAUUUGUUGGACAACAAUGAUAGUUGGUUAUGCACAAAACGGAAGAGAGGAGGAUGCUUUGAGGUUGUUUGGUGACAUGCAGCGUGGACAUGUUAGACCUGACUGUUGCACCAUUUCAAGUGUGAUCAGCUCCUGUGCUAAGCUAGCUUCAUUGUAUCAUGGUCAGGUUGUCCAUGGAAAAGUAGUUGUAAUGGGAUUUGAUAACAACAUGCUUGUGUCAAGUGCUCUUGUUGAUAUGUACUGCAAGUGUGGAGUCACUUCGGAUGCUUGGGUCAUUUUUGCAACUAUGCCUAUUCGGAAUGUGAUCACUUGGAAUGCCAUGAUUCUGGGUUAUGCACAAAAUGGACAGGUUCUAGAGGCCUUGGCUUUGUAUGAAAGAAUGCAACAAGAAAAUUUCAAACCUGAUAAUAUUACCUUCAUGGGUGUCUUAUCUGCUUGUAUCAAUGCUGAUAUGGUCAAAGAAGGACAGAAGUAUUUUGAUUCAAUCAGUGAACAAGGAAUGACACCCACAUUGGAUCACUAUGCAUGUAUGGUCACUCUUCUUGGUCAAUCAGGCGGUGUCAAUAAAGCAGUGGAUCUGAUUAGAGGUAUGCCUCAUGAACCAGAUUUUAGGAUUUGGUCCACCCUACUAUCUGUUUGUGCCAAAGAUGACCUAAAGAACGCAGAGUUGGCAGCUAGUCAUCUCUUUGAACUGGAUCCACAUAAUGCUGGACCUUAUAUCAUGCUUUCCAAUUUGUAUGCUGCUUGUGGAAGAUGGAAAGAUGUCGCUGUUGUAAGAUCUCUCAUGAAGGAAAAGAAUGCAAAGAAGUUUGCUGCAUACAGUUGGAUUGAGGUUGACAAUGAGGUCCAUAGAUUUGUUUCAGAAGAUCACUCUCAUCCAGAAGUGAAAAAAAUCUAUGGUGAAUUGGACAGAUUGAUCUCAUCGUUGCAACAAAUUGGGUAUAAUCCAGAUACAAACAUUGUCCUACAUAAUGUGGGGGAGGAAGAAAAAGUUAGAUCCAUCUCUUGCCACAGUGAGAAACUUGCUCUUGCGUUUGCUUUAAUUAGAAAGCCCAAUGGUGUUGCUCCAAUACGGAUCAUAAAGAAUAUACGAGUCUGUGAUGACUGCCAUGUAUUUAUGAAAUUUGCAUCAAUUGCUAUAGCCCGACCAAUCCUUAUGAGAGACUCAAACAGGUUCCAUCAUUUCUCUGGGGGAGAGUGCUCUUGCAAGGACCAUUGGUAAAAGUAUCACUCAGAUGGCAAUCUACUGCACUUCAACUGUUUCGAAAAAGGAAGGGUGCUAUCAAUGUAAUAUGUACUAUCUAUAUCCUUUCUAAGAAUUUUGAAAUAAGAAAAAACCCAUGAUAUGGUUCAAGACUCCAAGUAAUAGUGCAGUUGUGCUGCAUGAGAAUACAAGGUGAGAAGAAGAACAAUACUUUGAUGAAAUUUCUUCUGACACACCAAUGCAGCAUAAGAUGUUUUGGGCUACAAGUAUACUUUGAAUUCAUUGAUCAAUACUUUACAUUGAAUGAGCAGGUAGAGCCUUGAAUGAAACUGUCCAGAAAAUUAUCAAAUGAUCAAAACUUGCAUUAGGAUUCAAUUGCUAGGUAUGGAAUAAACCCACCACAAAAGCAAAAUAAGGUGGAGGAGCUUGAUAUUCACCAGGUGAAACCAUGCGUUAUAGACUUGUUGUGUAGUUCACAAGGGAGCAAUGGGAUCUCAAAUGUAAUUAUCUUUGAUGCUUUGCUUCAGGCCAAAAAAUGCCACAGAACAGAGCACUAAAGGUCCUGCAACAUUAUUGAGAAUUAAGAUAGGAAGCUCUACAUUGUUGAAAGGGCUUUUCCUUUGAGUUGCAUAUCAAACUAUGUAUCAUUUCUUGGCAUUGUGGGUGUGCUAUUCGUUAUUCAGUUUUGCUUCAUAGUAAAUAAUAAUUGGCUUCAAUUUUGAAAAUCGUUUCAGUAAUAAUUGAAGUUUGUUCGUUAACCAUUGU
Abrus precatorius (Indian licorice) is the source of this 3808-nucleotide messenger RNA. RefSeq names its product pentatricopeptide repeat-containing protein At4g02750-like. Gene Ontology annotation, biological process: RNA modification. The coding region runs from base 980 to 3061 and encodes 693 amino acids. NCBI's taxonomy places the organism in Eukaryota, Viridiplantae, Streptophyta, Magnoliopsida, Fabales, Fabaceae. The transcript is spliced from 2 exons. Gene Ontology annotation, molecular function: protein binding; zinc ion binding; RNA binding. The record is from RefSeq and is a predicted model, not a curated record.